AUGCCAGAGCAUGAUGGUUUGAUGCGAGUGUUCUGGCCGACCGACAUCGCGACAUCCGAUCUGCCUGGCGUCAUUGUCGGCUGGAGGAAUUCGGGGCUCGAUGUCGUCGUCGUCGCCGUGCUGGAUCAUGUCGAUCCCAAGAGUGUCGAGGGUGCUCUGAAGGCUGGCAUCCUCCUCCGCGGCGCCCCUCAUGACCUGGACCGAAUCGAGAGGUUGUGCGGCCACAGCUCCAUGCACGUCCUGGGUGUCACCAACCCCGAGUCCGCACCCGAGGGCAAGUUCAUCAUCGAGCCAUCGUGGGUGCUUGCAACGACCGGCCCCUCGCUCCGGGUACCCAAAGUCAAGUGCCAGGUAGCCUCGAGCGUGCAGACCAUCUCCUUCGAGCGCCCGAUCCCGAACCGCAUGCAGUACAUCUCGCUCGACCCCAUGGCCCUGGCCCUCGCCGACAAGGGGGACCCCUCCCUGCUCUCAGUGUCCGACGGCUCCGAUGCUGAGGAUGAAAAGCAAGAACGACGGCACCGGCAGAAGCGGCGCCAGCUGGUGGAUAAGCUCAAGCUGCAUUCGGUCGUCAAACACGCCCCGUCGAUGAAGGACAAGGCCUUGUCCAGGAUCGUCAACCAGGUAAACUGGGCCUGGGAGCUGGAGCACCUGCUGCAGAAGAACGUCUCCCUGAUUGGCACUCGACCCAAGAGAACGCUUAGUGUGUCGGAACGGGUGGUCGAGCAGGCCACGACGAUGCGUGACGAUGCCAUCUUGUGGGUGUGGGACAAGAUUAUCCUCUACGUGUUUCCCAUCGUUAGGCGCAUCUUCAUCCUCACGCUCGUCAGCCACCGGGCCGCUGCCGAGAUCUUCUUGAUGAUCCUGGAAUGGCGCCUGAGGCCGAGCUCGCCCGCACUGAAAGACAUCUCGGCCACCGCACAACAGAUCGAGAUACGCCUGCAGCAGUUCUGCUACUGGCCCAUGCAAUAUGUCAAGCUCCGCCUGCGGAAGAACGACUGGGCCAGUGUGACCACGAGUCAUCCUGACUACAUCCGCUUUUAUAACAGCCUCUGGCUCGUGGCGAACGAUGUUAUAAUCGGUAUCGCUAUAGGUUCAUACAUCAUCGACAAUGCCGGCUGGGUCGCCGACCAGAUUGGCCUUCUGCUCCGGCAGUACACUGUGGAAGCACUGCAUAGCAGCAUAGAAUGGCUCAUGGGAUGGCCUGCUGGCCUCAAGCUCAACAAGGAGCUCGCUCUUUUCUUGGGAGAUCUCUUCCUAUGGGUUAUCGAGUACUGGUCGAGCUGCAUUACUACGCUCCAGCCCCUUUUGCCGCACAUCAUCUGGUUCAUUGGCUUUUCCAGUUUCGCCGGCGCCAGCAUGCCCAUUGCCAUGUUUUCAGACCUGGUCUCAAUCCUCACCAUCCACAUAUACUCUUUCUACCUUGCUUCCGCCCGUAUAUACCACUGGCAGCUCACCAUCCUGCUGUCCCUCUUCCAACUCUUCCGCGGCAAGAAGUACAACGUGCUUCGGAACCGUGUCGACUCGUGCGACUACGACCUGGAUCAGCUCCUCGUGGGUACCAUUCUGUUCACACUGCUGUUUUUCCUCCUCCCGACGGUCGUGGUCUUCUAUUUGAACUUUGCAGUCGCACGCAUGGCCAUCAUCUCCCUCAAGGCUGUUUUCGAUACGAUGCUCUCUUGCCUAAAUCAUUUCCCACUGUUCGCCUUGAUGCUCCGGGUCAAGGAUCCCCGGCGUCUCCCAGGUGGCAUUCGUUUUGAACUUCGUGAUACCCAAGAUAGACUUAAACUUGAUUCUAAUUCCUCCAUUGCAUUCUCUUCACACCCCCCGACGUCAGUCAUUUACCUCAAGCCCAUACCGCUCUCAUUCACUGCCAUGUUUCACCAGUAUUUCCAGAUGGGAAACCGUAUACGGAAGCACUACUUGUCGCCGCGCGUACUGUUCUGCCUCAUAACUGGCCGAUUCGUCCCUCCCAUCCAUCGCAAGGUGCUCUAUUCACUGCAAUACAGCAUGCUCCCGGCCAAGCGGGCCGACAUCAUACAGAUGUGGGACGCCCUGAACUCGUUGCCGGCGAAGAAGCGUCCGCUGGGCAUCUACCCGUACGGAAAGCAGUUCAUAAACAUGCCCAGCCUCCCCAACGGGCGGCGGGCAAAUGGAAGGAGAGGUGCCCCAUGA
This is a messenger RNA of Neoarthrinium moseri, 2172 nucleotides long. RefSeq lists its product as uncharacterized. NCBI's taxonomy places the organism in Eukaryota, Fungi, Ascomycota, Sordariomycetes, Amphisphaeriales, Apiosporaceae. Gene Ontology annotation, biological process: GPI anchor biosynthetic process. The record is from RefSeq and is a predicted model, not a curated record. Gene Ontology annotation, cellular component: endoplasmic reticulum; membrane. The coding region runs from base 1 to 2172 and encodes 723 amino acids. The transcript is spliced from 4 exons.